This is a messenger RNA of Lindgomyces ingoldianus, 1778 nucleotides long. RefSeq names its product carboxypeptidase S1. Gene Ontology annotation, cellular component: fungal-type vacuole. The record is from RefSeq and is a predicted model, not a curated record. The transcript has 5 exons. NCBI's taxonomy places the organism in Eukaryota, Fungi, Ascomycota, Dothideomycetes, Pleosporales, Lindgomycetaceae. The coding region runs from base 1 to 1764 and encodes 587 amino acids. Gene Ontology annotation, molecular function: serine-type carboxypeptidase activity. Gene Ontology annotation, biological process: proteolysis.
AUGAGGGGGCAUUCGCAGGGCCUUGCGUUAGCAUUGCUGGCUACGGGUGCUGCUGCUCAAUUCCUACCAGGCCCAGCUGAUCUGAUCACCAAAGAGGGAUAUGCUGGAAUCAAUGUGAGAUAUAAGGAAGUCCCAACUGGGAUCUGUGAGUUAGACCCCAAUGUCAAGAGCUAUUCGGGAUAUGCAGAUGUAGCCGAGAACCAACACAUAUUCUGGUGGUUCUUUGAAGCCCGAAACCAAGAUCCCACAGACGCGCCAUUAACAGUGUGGAUCAAUGGAGGCCCUGGAUCCUCAUCCAUGAUCGGCCUUUUCCAGGAACUGGGACCCUGCGGAGUCGGUCCGGAUAUGAAACCCUUCAACAACCCGUACUCGUGGACAAAUGCAAGCAACAUGCUAUUUAUCGACGAGCCGACUAUGGUGGGAUUCUCAUAUUCAAUUCCGAUCCCUGGCUACCAAGAUGACAGCGGUUACAUCAUUCAAUUGCCGAACAAUACAUGUCCUGACUACGCCGAGAACUUCGGAACCUGCGGAACAUAUUCGAAGCCUGAUCUUGCUUUGACCGCAAACAGUACACAAGGAGCAGCGCCGAAUAUGUGGAAGACGCUUCAAGGAUUCAUGGGCGCAUUUCCUCAGUAUUCGCGGGCUGGCUUUAGUUUUACGACUGAGAGUUAUGGUGGACACUAUGGGCCUGUUUUCAAUGAGUAUUUCGUCGAGCAAAACAAGAAGAACCUCCCAGGUGCUCACAAGAUUGAUCUCGAAAAUGUGCUCAUUGGAAACGGCUGGUUCGAUCCGCUAGUGCAAUACCAAGCGUAUUAUAACUACUCUGUAUAUCCAGGCAACACUUAUGACUACGAUCCGUAUAACGACACCGUCAAGGCAGAAUGGUACAACAAUCUCUACGGAGCAGGCAACUGCGUCGAUAUGACGAAGCAGUGUUACUCUGAUGGUCGGAAUUCCAUUUGCUCUCGCGCCGAUGACUUCUGUUACAACAAGGUGGAAUAUCUCUACGAUCUCUACUCGGGGCGAGAUGAAUACGAUAUGCGGUAUCUGAUACCAGAUCCAUUUCCAUACUCGUACUAUGUCGAGUACCUGAAUACUCCCGAGGUACAAGCGGCAAUUGGAGCGUAUCAGAAUUUCUCUGAGUCCUCGUCGACGGUUAGCAAUUCUUUCGGUAAUACAGGUGACGAUGACCGCGAGUCCGGUACUAUUGAAGCUGUUAGGAAGCUCUUGAAAGCAGGCGUACAAGUCAUGCUAUACUACGGCGACGCCGACUUCAACUGCAACUGGCUUGGUGGCCAAGUCAUCGCAGACAUGGUCUCUGCGCCUGGCUAUUCCACCGCGGGAUUCGUCAACAUCACAACCUCCGACGACAUCGUGCACGGCCAAGUCCGACAAAGCGGUCUCUUCUCCUUCCUCCGCAUCUACGAAUCUGGUCACGAAGUCCCGUUCUACCAACCUCUCGCCGCGUUAGAAAUCUUUGAGCGCGCUUUGAAGCAGGUGGAUAUUGCGACGGGGAAGCAGAAGAUAUGCGACGAUAAGGGAUAUAAGACGAAGGGGACUCCAGUGAGUGAGUUUAGAGAGGGGAAUGGAACCAUGCAGAUGGAGGUCACGCCGAAGAAUGCAACGUACAAUACGGCCUUGAAUGCGCCGGAUCCGACGCCGACGUGGACUGCUGGGCAGAAGGUUAAGAGGGGGCCAAACAAGAGGGAGUUGAGGAAGCCGGGGAGGCCGAGGAAAAUUUGGGGUGGGAAAAGGCCUGCGUGAGUGAUUGCUUUGAG